Messenger RNA from Monopterus albus (swamp eel), 2022 nucleotides. RefSeq names its product raftlin family member 2 (gene rftn2). The record is from RefSeq and is a predicted model, not a curated record. NCBI's taxonomy places the organism in Eukaryota, Metazoa, Chordata, Actinopteri, Synbranchiformes, Synbranchidae. Bases 280 to 1572 code for a protein of 430 amino acids. The transcript has 9 exons.
AUCCUCAGUAGCUUGUCUGAGGAGCAAACUUUUCUCCCUGGGAGCGCGCUCCUUCUCCCGUCCACAGUCCAGACGUGCAGCCGCUCUGCUGUUACAUGAACAACCCUCCAUCCUCCAACUUUUCUCUCCAUAAACUGGCGGUGUCCUCGCUCCGCCUUUGUGCCGAUCAUCUGUGAGCUGUCGGCGGAUUCACAGCGGCGACACAGGCGGGAUGGAGCGGUCCCGGUAAAGUUAGAAGAAGAGAGGCUCCUCCGGUGCUCCCACCGCGCCUCGGAGGCCAUGGGCUGCGGCUUGAGGAAGCUGGAAGACCCGGAGGACAGCAGUCCCGGGAAAAUCUACUCCACCUUGAAAAGACCGCAAGUGGAGACCAAAACGGACACUGUGUACGAGUAUGUGCUGCUCGACUUCAGUCUGGAAGGAAGCCGUCCCACGGUGCAGUAUGUGGCCUCACUUUCCGAGCUGCCUCAGGCUCUGCAGCCCUACUACACACAAGGUUAUGUCCUGGCCGCCCUGCACCCAAUCAUCCUGUCCGUGGGCCGAACACGCUCGCUGCCCUUCAGCCUGCUGUACCGUGCCAUCCUGGCCCGUCCCAGACCCAGUAAGCAGACAGCACCCAUGUGUCACAGCGUGCCUGUGUUGAGGGUGGAGGAAUGGCCGUUACCUGGAGACUCACUGACAGGCGACGCUGUCCGGGCGCUCAUUGACAGAGUGAACAGCAGCGCCCGAGGAGGCGUUCGCUUCAUCGGCUCAGUCCUCCAGCAGGUGAGCGGGAGCACAAAUGGCAGGGUCCACAGUCCAAAGAGGGGCUGUCACUCCCCUCCCCGCAGCCCUCCUUGUACCCCGCCUGGAGACAGGGAGCUGGAGGAAAACAUCCACAGUCCGGACCUGCGGUUGCUGGUCUUCUUCCACUCCUGGGCUCCUGGCUGCACUCCUCUGGACUCACUGGGCUGUCAGUACCACCAAGGGGCGCUCUCAAUGCGCGUUUCCAGGAAGGGUCACGUGGUCAGCGCCCUGGAGGCCGACUGGCUGGAGCUGACCGCCACCUAUUACCGCAAAGGGUGGUCACUUGUGGACUCCUUCGUCUACUGGGACACGCAUAAAGGUGAGCCGGUGCCCAGGUCUCUGGAGGGGUUGUUUGUGUAUGAAGAAAGAAGCACUUCUCCUCCCCCCAACGACACCAUCGUCGUAGAGCAGUGGACUGUCAUCGAGGGCUCCAGUGUGAAAACAGACUAUGGGCCCCUCCUUCACACUCUGGCCGAGUUUGGCUGGCUGCUCACAUGCGUGCUGCCCACACCCAUCAUCCGACAUGACAGUGAUGGGAACCUGGCCACAAAGCAGGUUGUGUUUCUCCAGAGGCCGGUCAGGAGUCAGGCAGGAGGACAGCCAAGGAACCAGGCUCUGUCCGUGCACAGCGACGUGUCUAGUGCUGCCCUUCCAGAGGAGCUUUCUCCCACUGCAGGAGGCACUGUGGGCUUUCCGGUGUUUGGGGGGAGGUAUCCCAGCACCCUGCCCCACCUGGAGGAAGGUGGCUUUGAGCAGGAAGAGGGGAAGGCUGAGGUCACCUGCAUGUGAGCAGGAAAACAAAUGGAUGGAAUUGUUCCCCAGGAGUGAAGUUCAGGACACAUAAGUCACAGUAAAAGGCAUGAAACCAUUGGUCCUCGCAUUCCUUCGAACAGACUUUAAUGUGGACCACAGCACUUUUUAAUGUUUUUAAUGAAGCCAUAACAAGGUGUUCUUUAGAAGUGGAUCUACAGUGUGUCCAGAUCAAAAUUAGUCUACGGGAGACACUUUACACAGAUUUCAAUCCAUUUGAAGUGAUUGUCAAACUUCUGAUCAGUUCAGAUGUUCAUAUGGAAUUAGUACAGCACAUUUACUCAGAUUGCUGCACAUUAUGGACACAACAGUGGUGGUAAAAGCAGGCACACGGGGCUCUACUGUUUCAUCUGAAUCACCACUGAACAUUUUAUUGGCAUUACAUCACAGCUUAAAACAUUCUGCUACAGAUCCCUCACCUCUCCUCAU